CAAGAAGAGCUGAUUGAGUUUCGAAAUGAUAUCACAGAAAACCGAUUGCAGCAAGAAAAUUAUUUACGCAGAACUCAUAGUAUUGACAUAUCCGAUUUGUCUGGAUCAUCGACGAAUAUCGACUUAAAUAGUUGUCGACUAGCAAGAUCUGAACCUGACUUAUCAAAGUACGGAUUAUUUCUUGAAGCUGAAGUCACUGUCGAACCAUUUGGACCUCAACAACCGGCUCCGCUUGUACUUAACAAUCCAUUUUAUGAUGGUUCUUAUGCAUUAAAUCCCACUCAAUUGAAUAAUGGUAUAGUAGUAUUGCCUGAAAACUACCUAGCUUUUGAAGACUCUUUUGUGCCUACGUUUGAUUACAAACCUGAUCUUCUAGUCGAUAAUUUUAACCCUGACCUUUACUAUGAUGGUCUACCUAUUGUCCCACCAAAUGAUCCCUGGUCAGUUUAUGGAGCUGACAAUUCUGUUUACAAUUAUUAUUCGCCGCAAUAUGAAACACCAAUGGUCGAUCAGGAUGCUAUACAGUAUAUGCCUUUGACUGAUUUACAAUAUGCGAUUCCUCAAUAUAUGAGUUUACCAGUGGUAGAGCAAGCAAAAUUAGAAACGUUCAUAGAUAACAACAGUAACAAAUUUGAAAACAACAAUAGACACAAUUUUGAAAAUGCAAGUGCAGUGACUUCAAAUGUAACGCAGGAAACCGCGGAUUCUGUGGUUCUUAGUAAUGACGAUGAAAAAGUGAUUGGAGUUGAACAUUCUAACAGAGAAUCGUCAACACAAAGUGAGGAAUCAUUAAAUGGGGAUAUUUCUAACGAUAUAACGUCUAGUUUAGCUUUUGUUCCAAGUAGUAAAUAUUCACCACAAAGGCUUCAAGGAAUCGCUGCAGAUGAUACUAGUAAUGAUACUUCUCCAUGUUCCACUGAUUAUCACGAAGCAUCCGCUUUAGAUAUAGUGCAAAGCCACGAUGAGUUAUCAUGUUGUGAUAGUGAUUAUUCACAAAGUAGAGAUGACACUUCGCCGGCGCCGCCUGAUUUGUCAAAAGUGCUUCCGACAGUGCCUUGUGAAGUAACUAAAGGACAAAGUGAAAUUAGUGGAUCUCAAUUAGCCCCUUCUAAUACACCAUUGGGCAAUCUACCUCUUAGCAAAUUACCAUCCAUUCCACUUCAUGAUACAUUGCCAACAAAACUACCUCCAGUGCCGAGUGAAUUAGUUCUUGCGGAAAACACGAAAACUGAUCAAUCUAAAGUGACCCCUGUCAAUUCUACGGAAAAUGUACCUGAACCCAACAAGUGCAGCCAAAUUAAAACAAAUCAAACAUUAGAUCUCCUUAAAUAUGAUGAGUCCAAUGUAAAAGUGAACACCGAUUCAACGCUAAUACGACAACCACCGCAACCCCCUGCUGUGCCACCUUCUUGGUUACCCAAGAAACCUCCGUGUGAUGUUACACGAAACUCCACUCAAUCUGCCCCGCAAAUCAACGUACAGAAUGUUGAAGGCCAGACGAUUACAACUGACAGGAGUCCUAAAUCCACUCACAAACCUGUUGUUGCAAACCAAAAACAAGAGGAACCUCAACCCUCAUGUUCAUAUGCAGCACCUCGACUGCCAGCACCUGUAUCUCAGCUUAAGCCAGAUAAACAGCCAAAGGAUGUGGAGACCUCCCGCGCACGCUCCUCCGUCAAGGACGACAGAGACGGACACCUCGUCUACUGGCCCGGCUAUGUCAUGGGAGCGAGAUACAAAAUCAUCGACACGCUCGGUGAAGGCACCUUCGGCAAAGUGGUGGAGGUGAAAGAUUUAGAAAUGGAGCACAGAAUGGCUCUGAAGAUAAUCAAGAAUGUUGAGAAGUACAGAGAGGCUGCAAAACUAGAGAUUAACGUAUUAGAGAAGUUGGCAGAAGUGGACCCUGAUUGUAAACACUUGUGUGUAAAAAUGUUGGACUGGUUUGAAUAUCACGGCCACAUGUGCAUUGCGUUUGAAAUGCUCGGACAAAGUGUAUUUGACUUCUUGGAAAACAACAACUACCAGCCUUACCCGUUAGAACAAGUAAGGCACAUCGCCUACCAGCUGAUAUACAGCGUUCUGUUCCUGCAUGACAACAAACUCACUCACACGGACCUGAAGCCCGAGAACAUACUGUUUGUGGACAGUGACUAUGAGGUGCUCAACGUGUACAGCAGUUCCAAAAAAACACACGAUCUCUUACGCGUAAAACGCAGCGACGUUAGACUGAUAGACUUCGGCAGCGCCACCUUUGACCACGAAUACCACAGUACGAUAGUCUCCACACGCCACUACAGAGCACCGGAAGUCAUAUUAGAACUCGGAUGGGCGCAGCCUUGCGACGUAUGGUCGAUAGGCUGCAUAAUGUUCGAGCUGCACCUCGGCAUCACGCUGUUCCAAACGCACGACAACCGCGAGCACCUCGCCAUGAUGGAGCGCAUCCUUGGCCCCGUGCCCUACCGAAUGGCGAGAAAAACAAGGACAAAGUACUUCUACCACGGCAAAUUAGAUUGGGACGAAAAAUCGUCAGCAGGCAGAUAUGUUAGGGAAAAAUGUAAACCACUAUUGAGGUAUAUGCAGAGCACUAGCGAGGAGCACCGCCAGUUAUUCGACCUGAUCUCCCGCAUGCUGGAGUACGAGCCAUCGCAGCGCAUCACGCUCCGUGACGCGUUGCACCACCCCUUCUUCACUAAACUGCCGGCUCAUCAGCGACUCGGCAAUGACCGCACGAAGUGCAACGGUGAGAGCUCAGGGUCGCGCGAGCGAUCGCACUCGCUGAGCAGGUGAGCCGCGCGGGCCCAUAGCGGAAACGGGCCCAACGCGGACCCCUGGAGGAAACUUGUACAGUUCUAAUGAAGUGAUAAGUGAUAAAUAUAUUGUCGAACAUUGUAAUCUAGCUAAUAUUUUGUUGUGAAUCGGUACUUCUCAAUGUGUAUUUAUAAAAUAAAAUUAUCCGAAAUAAAGACUGUCGUCGGUCUGAAAUGUUACUUUUUGUUUGAUUUUCUUUUUGCUUCAUUAAAAUGUCUUAAACUAAGAUCGCAGUAUAAAUAAAGAUUGAUUUGUUGAUUUUUUCACCAACUUAUUAUUGAAUAGAAAAUUCUAUAAGUACUUUACGUUUUCAUUUUUCGUGCAGACAUAAAAAACUUUUACUGCCUUAUUACAAAAUGUUCACUUAAGUUAAACCUGGUCUGAUACUGUCACUUUUGUUAGCUAAAAAGAAAACAGACGCCGUUAGAGUUAAACCAAGAUUUAAUUUAGUCUUCGUAUUGGAAUAAGGCGGUUUAAGUCUACUAGUAGGUAUAUAGAUACUUUUAGAAGUCCCACAAUAAAACUGAAUUAAAAAAGCUGUUCGCUAAAAAGUUAUUUCUAUUUUAUAUGUAUGUUUAAUUAACAUUACGAACUUUUCAUUAGAAUCUAUAGUGUAUCAUAUCUAUUAAUGCCCCCACCACUGUUGGGAAGGUCCUACAGAUUUGAUAUGGAGAUUGGGCCAUGACUCACGACGCGGACCUAAUGCUGACUGGUGGGUUCUACUAACGACUGGAGAUGCAGUCGGGACCAACGGCUUAAUCUCUAUGGAGAGAAUGAACCGAACUUCAAUUUAAAGGCCAAAAGGUCUUGUUUAGGGAUUUCGAAAUAAUUACUUACCAUCUAAACUGGUAAAGCUAAAUACUGCACCUUCCAUCUACUGCUGGAUCCAGUGCGAAAUGAACCGUCCACUAUCACAAAACUCAUUAUACAAACUAAGGGAAUUAACCAUAGAUAAAUUAACCACUCCACGCUAAGAAUUCACGGCGCGAUUUUCUCCCGCGCCAGCCGUGGCUGCGCGACAGCAACUCGCGUAAAAUAUCUAAUUGUAGGUAAAGUGCAUAAGCAAAACUAACGGCGCAAUGAGAGCUUCCGUUUUUGCCACACUAGAUGCUGGAUACCAUCUAGCCACCACUGUUGAGUUAGGUCCUGAAGUUUAGUUUUUAAAGUUUGUUAAUACACACGUGAAAUCAAAGUUUACAUAUAAAUCAUAUUCGUUCACACAAUCGGCCGUGCCACAGUGUUAGGCAGUUUCGUUAUGUUUGAAAAAAAGGACAAAAUAAAUUUUAAAAAAUAACUGACAUUCAUUGACACGUAACUCAUAUUUACAAUAUAAUUUUAACCAUAAUUAUUCUGAGUUAUUACCAAUAAUUUUGAUUGGAAAUAAACCCGCGUAGUCGACCCACAAACAAUAACAUUAGACAUUUCGGAGACCUCACAGUACACAAGCGGCGGAUUCAUAAGAGAUAGCCCUCAUUCGGCACCCACUGUGGGAACACGCGGUAGGUACCGUAAGUGAGGGUUACUUUAGCUCGGGCGAGUAACUUUGUCCCAAAUCAGAAAAAAUAUAUAUUGAACUUGCCGCCCCAUCAGUAUCUCUUAGGUGACCGUAAUAGUUUCAGUUGAAAAUCACAGAUAGCCAUAUAGGCGCGCAGUGUUGUGUUGUUUUACCGACAUCGUUCCUGUAUCAACCUGUCAUUUUGUAACGCGGGAUUUUUUGUAACUGAAAUAGUUCGCAAGUUCAUGCGCAAACUUUCUCAAAACUGUGGUUUUCGGUAAGUUUUCAAUUUUUUCUUUAACAUAAUUAUUUUUGGGUAAAAUCAUCCAUUUGUGUAUACAAUACA
This is a messenger RNA of Chilo suppressalis (striped riceborer), 4649 nucleotides long. Lineage: Eukaryota; Metazoa; Arthropoda; Insecta; Lepidoptera; Crambidae. The record is from the annotation of a GenBank genome assembly.